Molecule: messenger RNA, 1346 nt
Organism: Coccinella septempunctata (seven-spotted ladybird)
Lineage: Eukaryota; Metazoa; Arthropoda; Insecta; Coleoptera; Coccinellidae
Gene: Pih1D1
Product: PIH1 domain-containing protein 1
Exons: 5
Coding region: 120-1025 (301 amino acids)
Biological process (GO): rRNA processing; box C/D snoRNP assembly
Cellular component (GO): ribonucleoprotein complex; R2TP complex; cytoplasm
Source: RefSeq, a predicted model, not a curated record
UAACUUCUCUCUGGUUGUUGUUGACAAACAUACUCAUACAUGUUAUUAUUAUAAACGCACGAGCAUAACAGGGAUUGAUUUUUGUGAUAUAGACAGUGAUUGUAAUAAUAUUUAUAGUGAUGCCAUCCAAUUCAAUUUUCCUGGAAGUUGAUUCAUCCAUAAAAGAAAAUCAAUUAAAAUUAGUCGAUAAUGAAAGCAAUGAAAAUUUCCAGAAGCUGUUUUCAGAAAAUGAUCCUGAAUUUCCAUCGAAAUAUAUUCAACCAUACCCAGGUUUCUGUAUUAAGACCAAAGAUACUUUGGGGGAUAAAUUUUUCCUCAAUAUCUGUCAUAGUGAUGCCAUCCCUAUUCCUCCGACGGAUAUAACGAAUUUGAGAGCUGAGGAUGUUCUAGAAAAGGAUAUCACAGAAUUUCGUGUACCCAUGAGCAUAGGAGCACUACAUCACGAAAAAGACACAAAGGGAAUAGAAUGUAGAGCUUGCGAUGUUGUGAUAAAUUCCAUAUUCUUCAAAAAAAUCCAAUAUGAUACAGAUUGGAAAAACUUCAUAUUGACCAUCGUUUUUGAAGCACUCAAAGAAAAAUAUCAGAUUGAUUGUUUGGAGCAAGAUAAAAUAAUCUUGUCAAACAGAAAGCACCUGGGAACUAUUCAAAAACAUAAAAUUCAAGAUCGUGAAAUGGCCAAUAAAAUGGGACUCAGCUAUGAAAACCUGAAUAAACUAAAAGAAAAUGGUCCCAAAAUAGAAAUGAUGUCAUCUUCAACUUACGAAGCUAAAGUGCCAACAUAUCGGUUGUACAAGAAAAAGUGUAAACAAAGUUGCCUUAUUGGAGAAUUCAUGUUUCCGGAUGUGAUCUCUGCUGAUGAGCUGAAGUUAGAUUUGGGAGAGGACAGAAUAAUUAUUGAAUGUGAGCAGAAGAAUUAUUUAUUAGAUAUAUUUGUUCCAGUCAUUUUAAGGCCUAAUACUUCCUGUUCGGUUUUUGAUAAAGCUACUAAGGUUCUUACUGUAACCAUGCCACUGGUUGGAGGAUGAAAGUAUUUUAUUUUAAAUCAAUUUUAAUUUAUUAUGUAGUAAUUUAGCCAUGAUAUAAUUGAUGAAAAUAUGUUGAAUUUUAAAUUUGAGUUUAUAGAUAAAAACUCCUUCGUAUUGACUGGAUUCAAUUUGUCAAAGGAAAUUUUUUUUUCACGAGUUUCUUUUUAAUUCAAUUUUUAUAAUCUGUUUGUAUUACAGUGGGUAAAUUCAAUUGCAAUAUUACACAAUUUUCAUCGGUAGUCUAUAUUGUUCUCAAUAAAUGAACUAAGAAAUAUAUUUUAUACUGAUUGAUUAUGUUUAAAUAAAACACUGAAAAACGAA